AUGAAUGAACAAAAUAUUGAAACAUUUUUAUCAUCGGAUGAAUUACGAUUAAAAAUAAUGAAUGAAGGUAGAACAGAUCGUGUAGAAGUUAAUCAACGAAUGUUAAUUGAUAAAAUGUUGGCACGUUAUUCAUCUGAAUUUGUUGUUUAUCGAGAAUUAAUUCAAAAUUCAGAUGAUGCUCAAUCAACAUCAUUUACUCUUGAAAUAACUUGUGAUCCAUCGACUGCAAAAAUAAAUUAUGAAUCGAUUAAUAAAGAUCAUUUAUCCAUUAAUCAAAGAAAAAAGUCGAAAAUUUUAGCCGGUAUUGGACAACGAUUAAAAAAUCAUCAAAAAACAAAUACAAUAAAUUCAAAUAAAGAUUUAAAUAAUAAUUUAUUCAAUAAUCAAUAUUCAUUUGAAAAUAAUUUUAAUAAUUGUAUAAUAACUGAAAUUCGUACAAUAAAUAAUGGAAAUAUAUUUAGUGAAGAUGAUUGGAAACGAAUUAUAACUAUUGCUGAAGGAAAUACAAAUGUUGAUGCUAUUGGACAAUUUGGUGUUGGAUUUUUUUCAGUUUUUUCUUAUUCCGAACAACCUAUGAUUGUAUCUGGUAAAAAUUGUUUAGUAUUUUCAUGGCAAAAUGGAAAAACAUUAGUAACAUUUCGUAAGGAAUUAUCCGAUGAUCAACAACAAUCUUCAACUUCAAUUAUUCUUAAAAUGAAAAAUAAAUAUAUUUUAAAAACAAAAUCAACUUUAGAAAUCAAUGAAACAUAUAACAGUCUUCAGACAUCAACAAAAUCAAAUAAAAAUAUACUUACAAAUGAAACCGUAUCUACAAUGGAUUUAAUACAACUGAAAUUUUUUUUUACAAAAAUUCUUUCCUUUACAAAAUAUAUCAAUGAAUUAAUUAUUAAAAUAAAUGGUUUAAUAGUUUUUCAAGUUAAUAAAACAAAACAAAAUUUAUCAACAAAAUUAUCAAUAGCAGCAAAUAAGUUUAUACUAAAUAAAACAUAUAAUUGUCUUCGAUUUAAUUCAUUGACACAAACGAAACAAAAAUUUUCUAUUCAUAAUGGUCCAUCAAUAACAUUUAAUCAUAUUGAUAUUCAAGCUGAAUUAAUCAUUGAUAAAAAUUUUCAUAAACAAAUUCAAAAUGUUCUUAAAAAGAAAUUAAUUCCAUUAAAAUUUCAUAAUCAAGAAAUUUUUCCAUCUGGUCAAAUAUUUAUUGGUUCAGCAACACAUCAAACAACAGGUAUUGGUAUGCAUUUAUUUACUCAUUUUAUUCCAACAAUUGAACGUGAAAAUAUUGAUCUACAAGAUCCAUAUAUUUCAAUUUGGAAUGAACAACUUCUUAUAUCAAUUGGAAAAAUUAUUAGAUUUAUUUAUGAUCAAACUAUUCUUGAUAUUGAUAAUAAUAUUCAACAGGAAAUCAAUCAACAACUCAAUCUUAUUCUUGCUUCCUAUGCAUUUCAAACAUCAGCACCAAAUAAAGAUAUUAGUUAG
This is a messenger RNA of Rotaria sp. Silwood1, 1476 nucleotides long. Lineage: Eukaryota; Metazoa; Rotifera; Eurotatoria; Philodinida; Philodinidae. The record is from the annotation of a GenBank genome assembly.